GGAGCUGCCUCAAAUGCCUGAAAUAAUUCCGCUUCCGUUUAGAGCUGGGACCAGCCUCCCACUUCGCCUGGGCUUCAGACCUGUCUCCCUUCAUCCCUGAGCGGCAGCGGGGCCGGGACCACCAUGGCAAGCUCCCCCCAGAAGUCCCCGUCUUCUCCCAAGUCCCCCACCCCGAAAUCGCCGCCGUCCAGAAAGAAAGAUGACUCCUUCCUGGGCAAACUUGGCGGCACGCUGGCAAGGAGGAAAAAAGCCAAAGAAGUGUCUGAAUUACAGGAAGAAGGAAUAAAUGCCAUUAACUUACCUCUCAGUCCAAUUCCAUUCGAACUAGACCCUGAGGACACUAUGCUAGAGGAAAAUGAAGUCCGAACAAUGGUUGAUCCAAAUUCCAGAAAUGACCCAAAAUUGCAAGAACUAAUGAAGGUAUUAAUUGACUGGAUUAAUGAUGUGUUGGUAGGAGAGAGGAUUAUUGUGAAAGACUUGGCUGAAGACUUGUAUGACGGACAAGUAUUGCAGAAAUUAUUUGAGAAACUUGAAAGUGAGAAGCUGAAUGUGGCUGAAGUUACUCAGUCUGAAAUUGCUCAGAAACAGAAGCUACAGACAGUUCUUGAAAAGAUCAAUGAAACCCUUAAACUCCCGCCAAGAAGCAUCAAGUGGAAUGUUGACUCUGUUCAUGCCAAAAGUCUUGUGGCAAUACUUCAUCUUCUGGUUGCACUGUCACAGUAUUUUCGAGCUCCAAUCAGGCUCCCAGAUCACGUGUCCAUUCAGGUUGUUGUUGUGCAGAAACGAGAAGGAAUCCUCCAGUCUCGACAAAUCCAAGAGGAAAUAACUGGUAACACUGAGGCAUUAUCAGGAAGGCAUGAACGAGAUGCAUUUGACACUUUAUUUGAUCAUGCUCCAGACAAGCUCAAUGUUGUGAAAAAGACUCUCAUCACAUUUGUGAACAAGCAUCUCAACAAACUGAAUUUGGAGGUCACUGAACUGGAGACGCAGUUUGCAGAUGGUGUAUACUUAGUCCUGCUGAUGGGUCUCCUUGAGGGCUAUUUUGUUCCUCUGCACAGCUUUUUCUUGACUCCUGAUAGUUUUGAACAAAAGGUCCUUAAUGUAUCAUUUGCCUUUGAGCUAAUGCAAGAUGGUGGAUUGGAAAAACCAAAGCCAAGACCAGAAGAUAUUGUAAAUUGUGAUUUGAAGUCUACACUGAGAGUACUGUACAAUUUGUUCACUAAGUACAGGAAUGUGGAGUGAAGAAUUGAUUUGGAACAGCGAAGGAGAGUUAACAAAGAAAACAUCAUCACUAGCACAUUUUUCAUCGGUAUUCCUGUGCGUCUUUAACCUGAAAGGAACUAAAUCAUUUAUCUGAAGAAUUUUUAAUUGAUUAUUCUUGCACGAGUAUUUUCAUAGUAGAUUUACAACUAAGGCUGUGUAAAACUGAUCUAAAAUAUAAAGAAAGAUGUUUAGAGGAAUCUAUCUGGGUAUUUUUGGCAAGA
Messenger RNA from Tinamus guttatus (white-throated tinamou), 1484 nucleotides. RefSeq names its product parvin alpha (gene PARVA). Lineage: Eukaryota; Metazoa; Chordata; Aves; Tinamiformes; Tinamidae. Gene Ontology annotation, molecular function: actin binding. The record is from RefSeq and is a predicted model, not a curated record. Gene Ontology annotation, cellular component: cytoplasm; actin cytoskeleton; focal adhesion. Gene Ontology annotation, biological process: cilium assembly; establishment or maintenance of cell polarity regulating cell shape; substrate adhesion-dependent cell spreading.